This is a messenger RNA of Protopolystoma xenopodis, 685 nucleotides long. NCBI's taxonomy places the organism in Eukaryota, Metazoa, Platyhelminthes, Monogenea, Polystomatidea, Polystomatidae. The record is from the annotation of a GenBank genome assembly.
AAGUAUUGACAAUAAAUAUCAAUUAUUUGUUAAAUUCUUUUGCACAUCUGCAUUCCACGCUCACGCACUUGUACCCGCCCUUUUUUAUUCUCUCGCUGCGAUGAGCAGAGUGCCCAAAGUAUUUAACAAGACUUGCUCUACUCCCAGGCGCCCUUAUGAAAAAGAACGUUUAGAUCAAGAACUUAAACUAAUAGGUAGUUAUGGAUUAAGAAACAAGCGUGAGGUCUGGCGCGUUAAACUAGUACUCGCUAAGAUACGCAAGGCAGCUCGGGAACUUCUUACUCUCGAUGAAAAAGACCCGAAGAGGCUUUUUGGUGGUUCCGCCCUACUUCGCAGACUUGUACGAGUUGGCGUUUUGCCCGAGGAUAAAAUGAAACUUGAUUUUGUCCUUGGUCUCAAAAUUGAGGAUUUUCUUGAUCGCAGACUUCAGUCGCAUAUAUUUAAGAAAGGUCUCGCUAAAAGUAUACAUCACGCUCGUGUUCUGAUAAGACAACGUCAUAUCCGGGUUAGGAAACAAAUGGUCAACGUGCCUAGCUUCAUGGUGAGGCUAGAUUCUGGCAAGCACAUCGACUUUAGCUUAAAGUCUCCUCAUGGUGGCGGUCGCCCUGGCAGAGUCAAACGAAAAAAGCAGCGUUUAGCUGCUUCUGGAGGUGAUGGGGACGAUGAUGGUGCAGAUGAUGAGUAG